AUGGACGUGGUCGUGGACGUGGACGUGGACGUGGACGUGGACCUGGACGUGGACCUGGACGUAGACGUGGACGUGGAUGUGGACGUUGACGUGGACGUGGACGUGGACGUGGACGUGGGCGUCGACGUGGACGUUGAGGUGGUCCUGGACGUGGUCGUGGACGUGGACGUGGACGUGGACGUGGACGUGGACAUGGACGUCCACGUGGACGUGGGCGUGGACCUGGACGUGGGCGUGGACGUGGACGUAGGCGUGGACGUGGACAUGGACGUGGACGUGGACGUGGAGCUGGACAUGGACGUGGACAUGGACGUGGACGUGGACGUGGACGUGGUCGUGGACGUGGUCAUGGUCGUGGACGUGGUCGUGGACGUUGACGUGGACGUGGACGUGGAGGUGGACGUGGACGUUGUCGUAGACGUGGUCGUGGUCGUGGACGUGAACGUGGACAUGGUCGUUGACGUGGUCGUAGACGUAGACGUGGACGUAGACGUAGACGUGGACUUGGACGUGGUCGUGGACGUGGACGUGGUCGUGGACGUGGACGUGGACGUGGACAUGGACGUUGUCGUGGACGUGGUCGUGGACGUGGACGUGGACGUGGAGGUGGACGUGGACGUGGUCGUGGACGUGGACGUGGACGUGGACUUGGACGUGGACGUGAACCUGGACGUGGACGUGGACGUGGACGUGGAGGUGGACGUGGACGUGGACGUGGUCGUGGACGUGGACGUGGACGUGGUCGUGGACCUGGACGUGGUCGUGGACGUGGACGUGGACGUGGACGUGGACAUGGACUUGGACGUGGACGUGGACAUGGACAUGGACGUGGACGUGGACUUGGACGUGGACGUGGACGUGGAGGUGGACGUGGACGUGGUCGUGGACGUGGACCUGGACGUGGACCUGGACGUGGACGUAGACGUGGGCGUGGACGUGGACGUGGAGGUGGACGUGGGCGUGGUAGUGGACGUGGACGUGGACGUGGACGUGGACCUGGUCGUGGACGUGGACGUGGAUGUGGACGUGGUCCUGGACGUGGACGUGGACGUGGACAUGGUCGUGGACGUGGACGUGGACGUGGUCGUGGACGUGGACGUUGACGUGUACGUGGACGUGGACCUGAACGUGGACGUGGACGUGGACGUAGACGUGGACGUGGACGUGGACUUGGACGUGCACGUGGACGUGGACGUGGACCUGGAAGUGGACGUGGACAUGGACGUGGUCCUGGACGUGGUCGUGGACAUGGACGUGGACCUGGACGUGGACGUGGACGUGGACGUGGACGUGGUCGUGGACGUGGACGUGGACGUGGACGUGUACGUGGACGUGGUCGUGGACGUGGACCUGGACGUGGACGUGGACGUGGACGUGGUCGUGGACGUGGACGUGGACGUGGUCGUCGACGUGUACGUGGACGUGGACGUGGACGUGGACGUGGAGAACGUGGACGUGAACGUGGAGGACGUAGACGUGGACGUGGACAUGGACGUGGACGUGGAGGACGUGGACCUGGACGUGGAGGAUGUGGACAUGGACGUGGACGUGGUCGUGGACGUGGACGUGGUCGUGGACGUGGACGUGGACGUGGUCGUGGACGUGGACGUGGACGUGGACGUGGAGGUGGAGGUGGACAUGGAGGUGGAGGUGGACGUGGACGUAAACGUGGACGUGGACCUGGACGUGGACGUGGACGUGGACGUGGACGUGGACGUCGACGUGGACGUGGACGUCGACGUGGACGUGGGCGUGGACUUGGACGUGGGCGUGGACGUGGACGUGGACGUGGACGUGGACCAAGACGUGGACGUGGACGUGGACGUGGUCGUGGACGUGGUCGUGGACGUGGACGUGGACGUGGACGUGGAGGUGGACGUGAACGUGGACGUGGACGUGGUCGUGGACGUGGUCGUGGUCGUGGACGUGGACGUGGACGUGGUCGUUGACGUGGACGUGGACGUGGACGUGGUCGUGGACAUGGACAUGGACGUGGACGUGGACCUGGAGGUGGAGGUGGACGUGGACGUGGGCCUGGACAUGGACGUGGAGGUGGACGUGGACGUGGACGUGGACAUGGACGUGGACGUGGACGUGAACGUGGUCGUGGACGUGGUCGUGGACGUGGACGUGGACGUGAACGUGGUCGUGGACCUGGACGUGGUCGUGGACGUGGACGUGGACCUGGACGUGGACGUGGACGUGGACGUGGACGUGGAGGACUUGGACGUGGACGUGGACGUGGACGUGGACGUGGACGUGGACGUGGUCGUGGACGUGGACGUGGACGUGGACGUGGACGUGGACGUGGACGUGGUCGUGGACGUGAACGUGGACAUGGACGUGGACGUGGACAUCGACGUGGACGUGGACGUGGACGUGGACGUGGACGUGGACGUGGACGUGGACGUGGACGUGGACGUGCACGUGGACGUGGACGUGGACCUGGACGUGGACGUGGAUGUGGACGUGGACGUGGACGUGGACAUGGACGUGGACGUGGACGUGGACGUGGUCGUGGACGUGGUCGUGGUCGUGGACGUGGACGUGGACGUGGACCUGGACGUGGACGUGGACAUGGACGUGGACGUGGGCAUGGACGUGGACGUGGAGGUGGACGUGGGCGUGGUAGUGGACGUGGACGUGGACGUGGACCUGGUCGUGGACGUGGACGUGGACGUGGACGUGGUCCUGGACAUGGACGUGGACGUGGACGUGGACGUGGUCGUGGACGUUGACGUGGACGUGGACGUGGUCAUGGACGUGGACGUUGACGUGUACGUGGACGUGGACCUGAACGUGGACGUGGACGUGCACAUGCACGUGGACGUGGAUGUGGACCUGGACGUGGACUUGGGCGUGGACGUGGACGUGGACGUGGACGUGGUCGUGGACGUGGUCGUGGACGUGGACGUGGUCGUGGACGUGGUCGUGGACGUGGACGUGGUCGUGGACGUGGACAUGGACGUGGACAUGGACUUGGACGUGGACGUGGACGUGGACGUGGACGUGGUCGUGGACGUGGACGUGGACAUGGACGUGGUCCUGGACGUGGACGUGGACAUGGACGUGGACCUGGACGUGGACGUGGACAUGGACGUGGUCGUGGACGUGGACGUGGACGUGGUCGUGGACGUGUACGUGGACGUGGACUUGGACGUGGACGUGGACGUGGACGUGGACGUGAUCGUGGACGUGCUCGUGGACGUGGACGUGGACGUGGACGUGGUCGUGGACGUCGACGUCGACGUCGACGUGGUCGUGGACGUGGACGUGGACGUGGAGAACGUGGACGUGAACGUGGAGGACGUAGACGUGGACGCGGACACGGACGUGGACGUGGAGGACGUGGACCUGGACGUGGAGGACGUGGACGGGGACGUGGACGUGGACGUGGUCGUGGACGUGGACGUGGACCUGGACGUGGACGUGGACGUGGACGUAGACGUGGGCGUGGACGUGGACGUGGAGGUGGACGUGGGCGUGGUCGUGGACGUUGACGUGGACGUGGACGUGGACGUGGACCUGGUCGUGGUCGUGGACGUGGACGUGGACGUGGACGUGGUCGUGGACGUGGACGUGGACGUGGGCGUGGACGUGCACGUGGACGUGGAGGACGUGAACGUGGACGUGGAGGACGUCGACGUGGACGUGGACGUGGACGUGGAGGACGUGGACCUGGACGUGGAGGACAUGGACGACGUGGACGUGGACGUGGUCGUGGACGUGGACGUGGACGUGGUCGUGGACGUGGACGUGGACGUGGUCGUGGACGUGGACGAGGUCGUGGAUGUGGACGUGGACGUGGACGUGGACAUGUACUUGGAGGAGGUGGACGUGGACGUGGAGGACGUGGACGUGGACGUUGUCGUGGACGUGGACCUGGACGUGGACCUGGACGUAGACGGGGACGUGGAUGUGGACGUUGACGUGGACGUGGGCAUGGACAUGGACGUGGACGUGGUCCUGGACGUGGUCGUGGACGUGGACGUGGACCAGGACGUGGACGUGGACGUAGACGUGGAUGUGGACGUGGUCGUGGACGUGGACGUGGUCGUGGACGUGGACGUGGAUGUGGACGUGGUCGUGGACGUGGACGUUGACUUGGACGUGGACGUGGACGUGGACGUGGACGUGGUCGUGGACGUGGACGUGGACUUGGACGUGGACGUGGAUGUGGUCGUGGACCUGGACGUGGACGUGGACGUGGUCGUGGACGUGGUCGUGGACGUGGACGUGGACGUGGACGUGGACGUGGUCGUGGACGUGGACGUGGUCGUGGACCUCGACGUGGACGUGGACGUGGUCGUGGACAUGGUCGUGGACGUGGACGUGGACGUGGUCGUGGACGUGGCCAUGGACGUGGUCGUGGACGUGGAGGUGGACGUGGACGUGGACGUGGACGUGGUCGUGGACGUGGACGUGGACGUGGAGGUGGACGUGGACCUGGACGUGGACCUGGACGUGGACGUGGGCGUGGACGUGGACCUGGACGUGGACUUGGACGUGGACCUGGACCUGGACGUGGACUUGGACGUGGACAUGGAUGUGGACGUGGACGUGGACGUGGACGUAGACGUGGACGUGGACCUGGUCGUGGACGUGGACGUGGUCGUGGACGUGGUCGUGCUCGUGGACGUUGACGUGGACGUGGACGUGGACGUGGAGGUGGACGUGGACGUGGAAGUGGACGUGGUCGUGGACGUGGUCGUGGUCAUGGACGUGGACGUGGACGAAGACGUGGACGUGGACGUGGUCGUGGUCGUGGACAUGGACGUGGUCGUGGACGGGUUCGUGGACGUGGACGCGGACGUGGACGUGGACGUGGACGUGGACGCGGACGUGGACGUGGACGGGGUCGUGGACGUGGACGCGGACGUGGACGUGGACGUGGUUGGGGACGCGGACGUGGACGUGGACUUGGACGCGGACGUGGACGGGGACGUGGACGUGGUCGGGGACGUGGACGUGGACGUGGACGUGGACCUGGACGGGGACGUGGACGUGGACGUGGUCGUGGACGUGGACGUGGACGUGGACGUGGACGUGGACGUGGUCGUGGACGUGGUCGUGGUCGUGGACGUGGACGUGGUCGUGGACGAGGACGUGGACGUUGACGUGGUCGUGGACGUGGACGUGGACGUGGUCGUGGACGUGGACGUGGUCGUGGUCGUGGUCGUGGACGUGGUCGUGGACGUGGACGUGGUCGUGGACGUGGUCGUGGACCUGGAUGUGGUUGAGGACGUGGACGUGGUCGAGGACGUGGUCGUGGAGGUGGACGUGGACGUGGACUUGGACGUGGACGUGGACGUGGAUGUGGACGUGGACGUGGACGUGGACGUGGACGUGGACGUGGACUUGGACGUGGACGUGGACGUGGACGUGGACGUGGUCUUGGACGUGGACGUGGACGUGGUCGUGGUCGUGGACGUGGACGUCGACGUGGACGUGGUCGUGGUCGUGGACUUGGACGUCGACGUGGACGUGGACGUGGACUUGACGUGGACGUGGACGUCCACGUCCACGACCACGUCCUGA
This is a messenger RNA of Closterium sp. NIES-65, 5538 nucleotides long. The record is from the annotation of a GenBank genome assembly. Lineage: Eukaryota; Viridiplantae; Streptophyta; Zygnematophyceae; Desmidiales; Closteriaceae.